AUGACGGUGAAGAAGAGAGGCUGGUACUUCGGUGCCGACCCGAACCAGGAUCUCGAAGCACAAGGUCUCGACUGGAUGUUGAAGAGGAUGCUAGGCUCGAACCAGGGGAAGAAGAUGCGCAGAGGUGACCAGUGGCAGUCGAGACUGGUGGCCAACUAUCUCCGGAGGGUGGACAAGUUCAGGGAGCUGUUCAUAUUCUGCGUGCACGUCUUGAGCGGCCAGCCCGCCAGAGGAACCGAGAUCACCAGUCUGCGCUUCCGCAACGGAGUGGCCAACCACCGCAACGUCUUCGUCUUGGACGGCAGAGUGAUGACGGUGACGAGCUACCACAAGUCACAAGCAAUGCUCGACAUGCCCAAGAUGGUGCCACGCUUCUUGCCGUGGAAACUGGGUCAGAUCGCGGUCAUCUAUCUCACCCACGUGCGGGCGUUCGCCGAGUUGCUGUCGGUGCAGGUACAGUACGGUCAAGGAUGGAGUGACUACAUCUGGGCGGACUCGCACGGCCCGUGGGAGACGCAGAAGCUCACCGACACGAUGAAACGAGAGACGGCCAAACGACUGAAGGCCAAGCUACACACCCAGAACUACAGACACGCCGCCGUCUUUCUAGGCAGGAGAUUCGUCGGACCGAGGUUCGCCAAAGGCUACCGAGAGGAGGCCGAAGAUCCGGAAGAAGCCCAGGCGGGUGAUAUGGAUGACGAUCUCGAGGAGGGCAACGCGAUCGAGCUACAGAAAGCCGGCGGCUUCGGCACCGGAGCCGGCAGAUACGCGGUCAGAGCGGACAUCUUGAAGUAUCUCAACCAAGAGUCGAUCGACAUCUUCGGCGAUCUCAGCGAAAGCUGGCACAGGUUUUCGAGCUCGACCACAGAGAUCCGAAGAGGAAAAGAAAGGCCGAGAGCAGCAGCAACAAAGACGAUGGGAUGCAAACCGUCGACUUUGAAGGAUUGA
Molecule: messenger RNA, 948 nt
Organism: Aureobasidium musti
Lineage: Eukaryota; Fungi; Ascomycota; Dothideomycetes; Dothideales; Saccotheciaceae
Source: the annotation of a GenBank genome assembly